Messenger RNA from Colletotrichum graminicola M1.001, 1839 nucleotides. Its product is annotated as major facilitator superfamily transporter. The transcript is spliced from 4 exons. The record is from RefSeq and is a predicted model, not a curated record. NCBI's taxonomy places the organism in Eukaryota, Fungi, Ascomycota, Sordariomycetes, Glomerellales, Glomerellaceae. Bases 1 to 1839 code for a protein of 612 amino acids. Gene Ontology annotation, biological process: transmembrane transport. Gene Ontology annotation, molecular function: transmembrane transporter activity.
AUGCUGCGCUCCAUGCUCCGGCGCUUGACGUCGGACCGGACUGAAUCGGUCGACGACUACGUCGGCGUCGUCGUCCCGCUCGUGGAGGCGCACCUGCACAGCCACUCGGCGCGGACGGGCAAGUGCGAGUUCGAGGAGCGGCCGAGCCAGGACGAUGAUGGCAAUGGUGACGGUGAUGACGACAACGGUGAUGACGGCGACGACGACGACGUCAAGGACCAGACCGAGAGCACGGGGAUGCUCGAGAUGAGCGCCGCCGAGUACACGAUUGAGGGGCUGAGGAAGGAGGUGAGGAGGGGUGGGAAGGGACAAUGGACCGAGUAUGAAUUGAAGUCGAAACUCAUCAACAAGGCGGUUCAGGAUAUCGGGAUGGGGAGGUAUAACUGGGAGCUCUUCGUCCUAUGCGGAUUCGGAUGGUUCGCAGAUAAUCUAUGGAUGCACGGCGUCGCUCUCACACUCCCAUCUCUAUCUGCCGAGUUCGGCAUCUCGGAGCAACGCGUCCGCUACACAACCUCGUCCAUCUUUCUCGGCCUCUGCUUCGGCUCCUUCGUCUGGGGCAUCGGCUCCGACGUGCUCGGCCGCCGCAUCGCCUUCAACCUCACCCUCCUCAUCACCGGCGUCUUCGGCAUCCUGCUGGCCUUCGCCCCGACCUGGGGCUCGGUGAACGUGCUCUUCGCCGCCCUCGGCUUCGGCGUCGGCGGGAACCUCCCCGUCGACGGCGCCUUGUUCCUCGAGUUCCUGCCCGACGCCUCGAGCAGCCUGCUGACGCUGCUGUCCGUGUGGUGGCCCGUCGGGCAGCUAUCCUCGUCGCUGGCCGCCUGGUACUUCAUCGCCAACUGGCCCGCCGACCAGGGCUGGCGCCGGUUCGUGCUGACCAUCGGGCUCGUCACCUUCUUCAUGUUCGUCGUGCGCUUCGUCGUCUUCCGCCUCUUCGAAUCGCCCAAGUUCCUGCUCUCCAAGGGCCGCCAGUCCGAGGCCAUCGCCGUCGUCCACGGCAUCGCUUCCCGCAACGGCGCCAAGACCUGGCUCACCGAGGAAGUCCUCGACGCCGUGGCGGACGGCGUGACCGGCGACGACGACGACGAACGCUCCGAGCAGGAGCGCUCCCGACGCAGCCGCGCCGGCGUGCACCGCCGGCCGGGGAGAACCGCUGACGCCCUUCGCGAGAGGAUGAGGGCCUUUUCCGGCGAGCGCCUCCGCCCCCUCUUCAAGACCCGCACCCUCGGCCUGGCGACCGUCAUCGUCUGGUUUGUCUGGGCCACCAUCGGCAUGGGCUACCCGCUCUUCAACGCCUUCCUCCCGCAGUACCUCUCGCACGGCGGCGCCGCCCCGCCGCCCGAGGGCUCCCCCGACGCCGGGGCGACGCCCAUCACCCCGGAUACGUACCGCACCUACGCCAUCACCUCGGCCGUCGGCGUGCCGGGCAGCCUGCUGGCCGCCUACCUCGUCGACCACAAGUCGCCCUAUCUCGGCCGCCGCGGCACCCUCGCGUGCUCCUCGCUCGUCUCGGCCGUCUUCCUCUUCUUGUUCGUGCGCUUCGGCACCUCGCCCGCGUCGCAACUGUUCUUCUCGUGCGUCGAGGCCUUUUCGCAGAACAUCAUGUACGGCGUCCUCUACGCCUUCACGCCCGAGAUCUUCCCGGCCCCCGUCCGCGGCGCCGGCACCGGCGUCGCGAGCUUCCUCAACAGGGCCAUGGGCCUGCUGGCGCCGGUGCUGGCGGCCAACGUGCUGGGCGACGGGACGACGACGCCCAUCUACCUGUCGGGCGCGCUGAUCCUCGCGGCGUUUGUGGGCAUGUGCCUGAUCCCCAUCGAGACGAGGGGGCGGCAGAGGCUGUGA